AUGAUACCCUUGGCGUACAGUCGCUACCGAGCCACGUCAGGCGUGAACGACACCGUCGCACCGAAGCCGAGUUCGGCAUCCCGAGAUGAAAGCAGGCCCGACCCCGACACGUCUUCGCAUGACGCUAGCGCUGCACCCCUCCGUGCCAGCAUUUCGUCUCCUGUCAAGGUCCAAGACAAGGAUGCAAGUGCCCCUCAAGACCUCGUGGCGAUCGAAGCGUCGCUUCAAGCGGUGCUGACCAGGCGCAAGAUUCGACUCGGCUCUCCAUCGACUCGCAAGUUGUUCGGCAGCGCGCUCCGAUCGGUCGCUUACCAGUCCAACGCCACUGCUUCGCCUUAUACUGCGUAUUCCCAGAAUCUCAAGAGACAGCAAACCCAAGACGCUCAAGAUGCUCAGGUGUCCACGACCGGUUCCGGUGCGGUAGGCGUUGAGGCCUCGGCCACGACCAUGGUAUCUACGCCGUCGGCCGCCGCCGACGACUGGUGGAACGGUCCACAAGGACCUCCUGCAGUCCCUGCGGACGCCAUCUCCGACUCCUUCGGGGCCGCAGAUGCCUCCUCCAGCAAGAAGCGUUCUCGAGAAGAACACCAGAAUUCUGGACAGGAUGAUGCCAAGAAAAACAAGAAGAGCAAAAUUGACGGAGUAGGCGAAAUUGAAGGAGUAAGCAAAGUUGAAGGAGUAAGCGAGCUCGAUGUGCCGAGGUGAGCUGCAAACACCCUUCACCCACUGCUUCGAAGUUCUUCGCCUUGAUACUCAUUAUGCUCCGCAAGCAGCGAGUCUACGGUGGCCGUCGACCCUUGGAGCAACUGGGCUUCCCCAGAGAGCCAAGAUCGAAAGACGCCGCUGAGUGCCUCGCCGUCGUCCAAAGACACGGCUGAGACGUCGCAGGCCACGACCGAGACUCGAGCCACGACGGUUCGAGUUGAAUCCGAGCCGGAGAACGUCGAACCUGCUACGAACAUGUAAGUUCUUCACUUUCUAUUUUUCAUUUCCGUUUAUUCCUGACAGCCUUAUAACACGUGCCACCGCUUCUCACCUCGCAGGACGCCACCCAUGAGCCCCCGUGUCGUAGCUUGCAAGUCGGGUCACUUGCUGAGUUGUCCCGUCCCGCGCGCUCCGCCGUCAGUCGAGCAUAAAGCCGUUCAGCAACUCGAAAUCGAGGCCAAACAGCUUGGUAGUGGAUGGUUCUGA
This is a messenger RNA of Microbotryum saponariae, 1191 nucleotides long. Lineage: Eukaryota; Fungi; Basidiomycota; Microbotryomycetes; Microbotryales; Microbotryaceae. The record is from the annotation of a GenBank genome assembly.